Marmota monax (woodchuck) is the source of this 1337-nucleotide messenger RNA. Its product is annotated as prolyl-tRNA synthetase associated domain-containing protein 1. The coding region runs from base 805 to 1320 and encodes 171 amino acids. Gene Ontology annotation, molecular function: aminoacyl-tRNA deacylase activity. NCBI's taxonomy places the organism in Eukaryota, Metazoa, Chordata, Mammalia, Rodentia, Sciuridae. The transcript has 4 exons. The record is from RefSeq and is a predicted model, not a curated record.
CCGGAAGUGGUUUUCCCCCGAAUUCUAAAUAGUCGCUGUCGCCCCGAACUCUGGCUGUCCGACGUGUUGUGAUGGUGCAAUCAGGGGUCUCCUUCCAGGAUCCACCGCGUGUGGUUUGUCGCGUCUGCUGCACGUUUCCCUUUUUAACAAAUUACUGCUUCUCCGGGAUUGUUUGUGGCUGCAGUGUCUACACCGGAGGGAAAACUAAACGAGGAAAUUUGAUCUGGUACAAGCAUACACUGAAGAAUUGUUCAUCUAACCAGACAAGCAUGUCUGGUCAUGCUCAUAUAUCUGGGCCUCCAUCUACUUCUUCCAAGGCUCCUGGUAAAGACUCAUUUUGCAAGUGAUAAGAGAAGUUACCCGAACUCAUCCACACAAACAUUGAACGUUCCCAGGUUCCGUAUGAUAUUUGAGCCUUAAUCUAAAUCUCUAAGUGAAACCCUAACGUGGAAUUUCAUGCCUCACUCAAGUGGUGAAUGCGUGUUUGCCAGUAUAGCUGAAAACACUGCACCAAGAUGUUAUCAAACUACCAAGCAAAAAGUGAGUCCCGGUUAGCGCUGCAAUGGAAAUGGAUUCUAUUUAAACGAAAAACGUGCGGACCCAGGAAACUUUCGGCCGGAUCUGCGGGCACUGAGCGAAUACAGUAACCUCCCUGCCGCAGGCAGGCAUUAGCGCGUGGAGACGUAGGCUGGCGCAGAGUGGCGGGGCGGCGCGGCCCCGCCUCCGGAAGGUGCGCAACUGGGCUUCCGGCUCGGCUGUCAUCCCUCCCGCACUUCCGCCUCAGGCUGUCGGCGUGGCGGUGGAAUGGCGGGCUCUGAGUUGCGUGCAGCGCUGGAGCAGCGACUCGAUGCCCUUGCCAUCCGCACGGAGGUCGUGGAACACCCCGAGGUGUUUACAGUUGAAGAAAUGAUGCCUCAUAUCCAGCAUCUGAAAGGAGCACAUAGUAAGAACCUAUUUCUUAAAGACAAAAAGAAAAAAAACUAUUGGUUGGUGACAGUUCUUCAUGAUAGACAAAUUAAUUUAAAUGAUCUUGCCAAACAGUUAGGUGUUGGGAGCGGAGGUCUGCGAUUUGCUGAUGAAACAGUAAUGCUUGAAAAACUGAAAGUUGGUCAAGGCUGUGCCACACCUCUGGCCCUCUUCUGUGAUGAUGGAGAUGUAAAAUUUGUUCUGGAUUCUGCUUUUCUGGAAGGUGGACACGAAAAGGUAUACUUUCAUCCAAUGACCAAUGCUGCAACCAUGGGAUUGAGCCCUGAAGACUUUCUUACAUUUGUGAAGAUGACAGGACAUGAUCCCAUAAUACUAAAUUUUGAUAAAAAUUAAUGCUCCGAAUAACUGUA